AGCUACGUCUGACAACAUGAUCGAGUGGGCACUGCCAAGCAGCUGGAUGUACGCGAGCAGUGACCUGCAAUUCUUAUUUUUUAGCUCAUACAUACGAGAUGUAAUACAUGCGUGAAAGUGACGACGAGCCGGUUCACCCGCUGUUUUCGACGUCUUAGAGAAAAUAUAAGUUUGCUAGCCUAGCCUUAGCUAGCUAAUGGAAGUGAAUAGUUAGCUAGCUUGAGGGUUGUUGGCUAGGUUAUGAUAGCAUCUCCUUUAUUACUAUGGCCCUUUGGCCAUCUGCAAAAUGUCACACCUGGUUGACCUGCACUGUACAACACAUUCCAAAUAAGAUAGAGGUUUUGUCUUUUUUUGUGGCUACAUAAGUGCAGCUGGUGUGUCUGAUACUAAUGUUAACUCGCAGAUUCCAUGUCGAACCAGGAGUCGUUUUACUGUUGCACGGACCUUUGAAACUAGCUAGCUAACGGUAUAGCUUUAGUGUUGCAGCUUGUAGACAAGUCAGUUGGUUAGAAGUCCUUGCUACUUCUAUUAACCCUUUGGAGCGACAACUUAACUCAUGACAAAACAGCUAUGACUGCCUGGAUGUCUGAAGCAGGAGAAUGAGUGGGAGCUUGGAAGUGAGAAGAUGCCACCAUCUUUCACCGAAGACUGUCCAGCUUAACCUAUCGAUUAGCUGACCAACAAUUGUUGGAGACGACUGGCAAGCACACAGAGUUAGUGAGAAGCUAUUGCUCUCGGCUUUACUGUCUCGUCCAGCUCUUUCGGUCCAUGGCUGCUGUUAGUGGUAUUAACAUGCUGUCUCAGGUUGGAGACGCGGCACUGUCAGGUCCAGGAGGAGCAGGGCUGCCGCCUGUGUCCUUUACCAACACGUCGGUGUCGGCAAGCCCAACGUCAGGGACUGAUAACCGGGGGUGCGAGAAUGGCGCCUUGAUGGACUCGUUUGGGAUUUUCCUGCAAGGACUUCUGGCUGUGGUGGCUUUCAGCACGCUGAUGUUAAAACGCUUCAGGGAGCCAAAACAUGAGAGGAGACCCUGGAGGAUCUGGUUCCUGGACACCUCAAAACAGGCCAUUGGGAUGCUGUUUAUCCACUUUGCUAAUGUCUACUUGUCUGACCUCACAGAGGAGGAUCCGUGCUCGCUAUAUCUCAUCAACUUCCUGUUGGAUGCUUCUCUGGGCAUGUUGUUGAUCUAUGCUGGGGUGAGAGCUGUCAGUGCUAUUGUAGAGUGGAGACAAUGGGACUCUCUGCGUUUUGGAGAAUACGGUGAGCCAGUGCAGUGCACAGCGUGGUUGGGCCAGUGUAUCCUCUACAUCCUCAUCAUGAUGUUUGAGAAGGUCCUUAUCAUGCUGGUCCUCCUCAUCCCCCAGUGGAAGAAGCUGGCUCUCCUCAACCCCAUAGAGAAUCCUGACCUGGAACUGGCUAUUGUCAUGCUCAUCGUUCCGUUCUUCAUCAACGCCCUCAUGUUCUGGGUGGUAGAUAAUUUCCUAAUGAAGAAACACAGGACAAAAGCAAAAGUGGAGGAGAGAGACGAGGACUCACGAGGGAACGGCAAGGUGCGCUAUAGACGAGCUCUGUCCCAUGAUGACUCUGAGUCAGAGAUCCUUUUCUCGGCAGACGAUGAAAUGGAUGAUUCAGAUGAAGACGAUGUUCGCCGGCUCACUGGCCUGAAGACGGUUAAGAAGAAGAAGCUUCGCAUGGGGAUCCCUGUUUGACCUGUGUGCAUAGCUAAAAUGUCAGAUUAAAUCUGGUAGCUGUUCUCCUUGCAGGCUCAGUUACAUUGCCCGUACCUCCGCAGACUCUGUCAGCCUUAGGAAUUGACGCAAUCUUUUCAAACAUAGGAUGCUCUUCGAUGACAGAAGAAUAUACUGUAAUUGAAUUCCCUUCACUGUUGACUCCUGGAGGACUUCUGCAUAAACUGUGUCUAACUUGGGAUAUAAUUUAACCCACUGGGAAAUAAUUAUGCAGGUACUUCAGAUCACUAAUGCAUUUUGACAUGGCACUCCUGGGAACAGUGUUGUGUCUAAAGACUUUUUUUGGAAAAACAGAAUCCCAUCAUAAACAUCUAUAUCAUGUAAUCCUUUAUGUACAUAUACUAGCAAAACAUUAACACUGGUUUGAUACAGUUUGGACUUCAGUGGCAGUGUGUAAUAGGGGUGUAGUGGUCCAGAAUAGGGUUGGUUGGACACAACAGAACCAAACAUCAUGCAAACAAAAGUGAGUUUGUUACAUUUUAUAGUCUAACAUGUCUUCUAAAGUGAUUGUAUUCCUGAUGUAGAUUCUCUGUAAACUUUGUCCUUUGUUUUCUCAUAUAGAUGUACCACCAUGGCCUGUGAUGCGUGUGUGUGAGGGUGUGUACAGUUGGACACAGUUCUCAUUUAGAGCAGCAUUACGUCAGUGUUUGAAUCACUACAUUGAUGCAACUCUGAUCUCUUUUCAGCACAAAUACACACUGAACUACUGCAUAUCUUGUAUGUAAUGUUACUCUUGUCAAAAGGAGCGCAUUAAUGGCUGCAGCAAGCUUUCAUUUUUAGCCCUUUUAACUGUUAAAGCUGUAUGACUACAACAUCCCUCUAAUAUCAGCUUAGCAUGUGAUGUCUGUCUGUAGACACAAGACUGCUGUCCCUCUUUGUUUGUGACUGUUUAACUGGUGCGCUCUGACUGUUCUUUGUCUUUGAAUGUCUUUCUUUUAAUUUUUUUUAAAUAUAGUUUUAAGUGUUGUUGUUUUUUCGGGCCAAAAAGGUGACUAUGCUUGUUCCAAAAAGUGUUCUUUAUUCUGUAAUUUCAACAGGGAGAGUAGAUAUGGGAACCAUUUCUCGCACAAUUUCCCAUUUAUCACAGCUUUCACCUAUCCUUUUGUGUUUGUUUUUUGAAUUGUUACAAUAAUGUGCCUGAGUGAAAUUACCAGCAGGUGUGUUUGUUUGUUUGUUUUUGUUUUGAUUUAGUUUUUUUUUUUUUAUUGUUUUAUUUAGAGCUCCAGAUGUUCAGGCAUGAAGCAGCAUUCAGCGGGCUCUGAUUAAGAAUGUGACAUGCAUAGACCUCUAAACUGUUAGGUGAUGGACCAGACAGACAGGUGUGUGUGUGUGCGUGUGUGUGUGUGUGUGCGUGUGUGUGUGCGCGUGCGCGUGCGCGAGCGCGCGCAAGUGUGUGCAAGCAAUUAUACAGUGUACCCACACGUACUGGCAUGUGUUCAAGUGUGCAUUGGUGUGACUGCUGGUCCUCUUUUAAAGUAAACGGAGAGUGACAUAUACUGUGACAAGCUUGGUGAUGAUUUCAUUAUAAUGUUUUUGGCAUGAUGGAAAGGAAUAAAUGAUGGUUUUGAAGGAAGAAAGUACAGCAUCUCGCAGCAGUCAUGGUAACCCAGCUCAGCCAGGACAAAGAGGGCUCUUAGUAUUUUGCAAGGGGAAUGGAGGUAUGUUAUCAUUCUAAAAGCUUUCCAAUAAAGGAUGUGAUACACUAUCGUGAUAUCUGA
This is a messenger RNA of Etheostoma spectabile (orangethroat darter), 3467 nucleotides long. RefSeq names its product STIM activating enhance (gene stimate). Lineage: Eukaryota; Metazoa; Chordata; Actinopteri; Perciformes; Percidae. Gene Ontology annotation, molecular function: calcium channel regulator activity. The record is from RefSeq and is a predicted model, not a curated record. Bases 769 to 1710 code for a protein of 313 amino acids. Gene Ontology annotation, biological process: activation of store-operated calcium channel activity. Gene Ontology annotation, cellular component: membrane; cortical endoplasmic reticulum. The transcript is spliced from 8 exons.